AUGGAUAAGAACCCGGAGGCAUUGGAUGAAAUAAAGAAGGCGUUAGACAGCGAGGGCCAUAUAAAAGCCAAACAACUGGGUAGGGAAACUCUGGAAGUAUACUACCUUAGGGGUAUGGAGGGUGAUGUUGAGGAAGGCGAAAUACGGGAAGCUAUCUCCCGAGUGAUCGGACAAUGGACAGAAGGCUGCAAAAUGAGCCCAAUUAGAAUACUGCGGGACGACACAGCCGCGGUCACGGUUACCAUCCCUACGAACAUGGCGGAUGGUCUUCGACAGAGGGACGAGAUGAGGGUAGGUCUUGUAAGAUGUAAAUUCGAAAAAAGAGUGGUAGUCCCCAGAUGCAGGAAAUGCUGGAGCUUAGCUCAUAAAACCGGAAAUUGCGAUGGCCCAGAUAGGACCCGCAACUGCUACAAAUGCGGAGGAGAGGACCAUAUGGCUCAAGAAUGCCAGAGGGACGAGUUCUGCCCAGUGUGCUAA
Molecule: messenger RNA, 477 nt
Organism: Leptinotarsa decemlineata (Colorado potato beetle)
Lineage: Eukaryota; Metazoa; Arthropoda; Insecta; Coleoptera; Chrysomelidae
Source: RefSeq, a predicted model, not a curated record